Messenger RNA from Vicugna pacos (alpaca), 1220 nucleotides. The record is from RefSeq and is a predicted model, not a curated record. Lineage: Eukaryota; Metazoa; Chordata; Mammalia; Artiodactyla; Camelidae.
AAGGAGCACAUAAGCCUACUAUUUUAAGCCCUUUACAAAAGGCCUUGCAACAAGCUACUAAAGAAGGUGAACACAUUCCCGGAUUUUCUUUAGCAUAUCCAGUUCUUGAGGAUGCUCAACAACAAAGAUAUUAUGAACCCAUUCCUUUUAAACAACUAAAAGAAUUAAAAAUGGCCUGCGCUCAGUAUGGACCUACUGCUCCUUUUACUCAGGCCAUUAUUGAGAGUUUAGGAAAUCAAUAUCUGCCUUCAAAUGAUUGGAAACAAGUAGCUCGUGCCUGCUUAUCUGGAGGUAAUUUUCUACUCUGGAAAUCAGAAUUUUAUGAAAAUUGCGCAGCUACGGCUACUAUUAAUCAGAGACAAGGUAUUCAAAUUACUAUGGAACAGUUGACUGGAGAAGGACAAUAUCAUGACACUAAUUCCCAACUAGGAUAUUUACCUGGGGCCUAUCCUCAAAUAAAUGCAGCAGCAUUAAAAGCAUGGAAAAGGCUGCCAAAUUGAAACAAAACAGAAGAUUUAUCAAAAAUUCGACAGGGUCCUGACGAGCCAUACCAAGAUUUUGUUGCUCGUCUUAUGGAAACUAUUGGUAAGGUUAUAGGGGAUGAACAGGCAGGAAUGGUCUUAGCAAAACAACUAGCUUAUGAAAAUGCUAAUUCUGCUUGCGAGGCAGCCCUUAGACCUUACAGAAAAAAGAGUCAUUUAGCUGAUUUUAUACGAAUUUGUGCUGACAUAGGGCCAUCUUAUGUCCAAGGAAUAGCCCUAGCUGCUGCCUUGCAAGGGAAAACUGUAAAGGAAGUCUUGUUUCAACAAAACCGUCCCAAACAUAAUUUUCAGGGAACUUCCAGAGUUGCUGGACCCCCUGGCAGUUGUUAUGCUUGUGGCCAAUUAGGGCAUCAGGCAAAUCAAUGCCCUAAAAGGGGACAACAGCCAACGGGCCAAGAUACAUUAGUCACAAGCCCAGGUUUAUGUCCCAAAUGUAAAAAAGGAAAACACUGGGCCAAAGACUGCCGAUCUAAAACUGAUAUAAACGGGCAACUUCUGAACCAGGGAAACUGGGUGAGGGGCCAGCCCCAGGCCCCGAAAUAAUGUUAUGGGGCAUUUCAGGCAACCUCCCAGAUCAGUCACAAUCCGUUUCUUCCCAGACAAAUAUUUCAGACCUCUAUAGAGCAACCCCGGGAAGCGCAGGAUUGGACCUCUGUGCCUCCACCUACACAGUAUUAA